Molecule: messenger RNA, 3259 nt
Organism: Nannospalax galili (Upper Galilee mountains blind mole rat)
Lineage: Eukaryota; Metazoa; Chordata; Mammalia; Rodentia; Spalacidae
Gene: Il17ra
Product: interleukin 17 receptor A
Exons: 13
Coding region: 133-2727 (864 amino acids)
Molecular function (GO): interleukin-17 receptor activity
Source: RefSeq, a predicted model, not a curated record
GCGGCCCGCCCUCUGGGAGCCGGAAGCCGGGUGAGCGAGGCCGAUUGCCUAGUGUCGGCCGAAAGGAAAGCCCUGGGAGGACCCUCGCUGGCCCCGGGAGACUCCCCAGCCGUCCGCGACGGUGCGGGGGCCAUGGGGAGUCCGCGCUGCCGGCCGCCGGUGGUCGGGGGCUCCGCGCUAGGACGGCUGCUCCUGGUCCUGAGCGCGCUGGCCUCGGGCCGCGCCUCCCCGGGGCUCCUGGACUUCCCGGCUCCGGUCUGCGCUCAGGAGGGCCUGAGGUGCAGAGUCAACUACAGUACCUGCCUGGAUGACAGCUGGAUCCACCCUCGAAACCUGACCCCUUCUUCCCCUAAAUACAUCCAGACCCAGCUGGACUUUGCCUUUACCCAGCAUGGAGACCUUGUCCCUGUGGUGCACAUCGAGUGGACACUGCAGACUGAUGCCAGCAUCCUGUACCUCGAGGGCGUGGAGCUGUCUAUCCUGCAGCUGAACACCAAUGAGCGUUUGUGUGUGGAGUUUGAGUUUCUGUCCAAACUGACACACCACCAUAAGCGGUGGCGGUUCUCCUUCAGCCACUUUGUGGUAGAUCCUGGCCAGGAGUAUGAGGUGACCGUUCACAACCUGCCCAAGCCCAUCCCUGAUGGGGACCCAAACCACCAGUCCAAGAACUUCAUUGUGCCUGACUGCGAGAACAGCAGGAUGAAGUGGACCACACCAUGUGUGAAUUCAGGUAGCCUGUGGGAUCCCAACAUCACUGUGGAGACCCUGGACAGCCAGCACCUCCAAGUGAGCUUCACCCUGUGGAAUGAAUCCAUCCCCUACCAGAUCCUGCUCAACAGUUUUCCAGACAUGAAGAACCAAAGCUGCUUUGAUGCCAUACAGCAAAUACCUGCGCCCAGACAAGAGGAGUUCCACCAGCGAGCCAAUAUCACACUCAAUCUCAGCAACUAUAACUGGUGCUGCCACCACCAAGUGCAGAUUCAGCCCUUCUUCAGCAGCUGCCUGAAUGACUGCUUGAGACACGCUGUGACCCUGCCCUGCCCAGAAAUCCCACAGACCCCAGUUUCCUUUGCAGAAUAUAUUCCCCUGUGGGUGUAUGGCUUCAUCACAGUCAUUGCCAUCCUGCUGGUGGGCUCUGUCAUCCUGCUGGUCAUCUGCAUGGCCUGGAGGCUUUCUGGAUCUCAUCAUGAGAAAUACAGUGAUGACCCCAAGCACAGUGACAUCGUGCCUGUAGCCAACCUAAACCCCCCACCCCUGAAGCCCAGGAAAGUCUGGAUCAUCUACUCAGCCGACCACCCCCUCUAUGUGGAUGUGGUCCUAAAGUUUGCCCAGUUUUUGAUCACUGCCUGUGGCACUGAAGUAGCCCUGGACCUCCUAGAAGAACAGGUCAUCUCAGAGGUGGGAGUUAUGACCUGGGUGGGCCGCCAGAAGCAGGAGAUGGUAGAGAGCAACUCCAAAAUCAUCAUCCUGUGCUCCCGGGGUACCCAAGCCAAGUGGAAGGCCAUCUUGGGUUGGGCCGAGCCUGCCGUCCAGCUACGGUGUGACCACUGGAAGCCUGCUGGGGACCUGUUCACAGCAGCCAUGAACAUGAUCCUCCCAGACUUCAAGAGGCCAGCCUGCUUUGGCACCUACAUUGUCUGCUACUUCAGUGGCAUCAGCAGCGAGAGCGACAUCCCUGACCUCUUCAAUAUCACCUCCAGGUACCCACUCAUGGACAAAUUUGAAGAGGUUUACUUCCGGAUCCAGGACUUGGAGAUGUUUGAGCCUGGUCGGAUGCACCAUGUCAGGGAGCUCACUGGGGAAAAUUAUCUGCAGAGCCCUAGCGGCUGGCAACUGAAGGAGGCUGUGGCCAGGUUCCGAGAGUGGCAGACCCAGUGCCCCGAUUGGUUUGAGCAUGAGAACCUCUGCUUAGCAGACGACCAGGACCUCCCGUCCCUGGACGAAGUGUUUGAAGAGUCACUGCUGCCACCAGGGAGCGGAAUCGUCAGACAGCAGCCCAUGAUGCGGGAGCCCUCCUCAGAGGACUGCCUGGUGGUAGAUGUCUGUGUCAGUGAAGAAGAGAGGGGAAUGGCAAAGCUGGACCCGCAGCUACAGUCCCAGGGGGAUCUGGGGACCCAGACCCUCCGGACUAUGGUGCUCCCAGCAGAGCAGGUCCCUGCAGCCCACAUUGUAGCACCUGUCCCUCUUGCAGAUGGCAGUGGAGCUGCCAGCCAGCUGGCUGUGGCAGAGGACAGUGAGGCCUGCCCACUGCUGGGGGCCCAGCGGAACAGCAUCCUUUUCCUCCCCACAGACUCAGAUGACUCACCUCUCUGCAGCACCCCAGUGAUGUCACCUGACCACCUGCCCGGUGAUGCAAGGGAGCAGCUGGAAAGCUUGAUGCUGUCAGUGCUGCGGCAGAGUCUAAGUGGCCAGCCCCAGGUGAGCUGGGAGAGGCCCGUGGUGGUCCUCAAAGACCCCUGCACACCCUGUGAGGAGGAACAGCGGCAGUCAGUACAGUCAGAUCAGGGCUACAUCUCCAGGAGCUCACCCCAGCCCCCUGACGGGCUCACAGACAUGGAGGAGGAAGAGCUAGAUCUGGGCCAGUCUGCGGAGCCUCUCUCUCCUGAGGACCUACAGGACCUGAGGAGCCUCCAGCAGCAGCUUUUCUUCUGGGAGAUCCAGAAGAACCCUGGCUGGGACAGUUUGGGAGCACGGAGGCCAGCCACAGAGGAGCAGGCUCCCUCUUAGGGGCUCCUAAUCCUGGUCCUUGAAAGAGGACGUUGGGGGUGGGGUGGCAGGGCUGCCUUUAAAAUGUGGACAUCUAAGCUGGGCACAGUGGUGUGUACCUAUAGUCCUGGCACUCAGGUUGGGGUGUGGGGGCUGAGGCAGGAUGAUCUUCUAAACCCAGAAUUUCAGAACCAGUUGGGACAACAUAGCGAGAGCUCAGAAAAAUAAAUAUUUUAGGCUGGGCCUGAUGGUACACACCUUCAAUCCUAGCACAUAGGAAGCAGAGGCAAAUGGAUCACUGUGAGUUCAAGGGCAGCCUGGUCUACAUAGUUCUAGGCCAGCUGUGGUUAUAAGGAGACCUUGUCUCAAACAGAAACCAAACAACAAAAAGCCAUAGACUUCUUCAUUCUGAUCCCUAGACAUCCCCAUUCUUUUUACACAAGCAUCUGUUCAUCAUGUAAUUCAGAAGAAGCCACACUGCCUGUUCUCAGGAGCUAACAGCCAAGUGGUUCAUUCAUUCAACAUUUAUUCCAUACCUACUCUACAUCAGACA